Messenger RNA from Cercospora beticola, 1480 nucleotides. RefSeq names its product NADH:flavin oxidoreductase/NADH oxidase. NCBI's taxonomy places the organism in Eukaryota, Fungi, Ascomycota, Dothideomycetes, Mycosphaerellales, Mycosphaerellaceae. The record is from RefSeq and is a predicted model, not a curated record. Gene Ontology annotation, cellular component: intracellular anatomical structure. Gene Ontology annotation, molecular function: NADP binding; FMN binding; NADPH dehydrogenase activity.
CUAUUUCCUUGAUUCCAUGCAGAUAUAUCACUGAGCAGGCAAUAAUCGCUCAUUCGUGGCCACAAAAAGUAAUUCCACAAGACAAAUCAUGACAGUCAGCUCCGGCGAUGACUACACCGCAUACUUCACCCCAAAACAAUCAACACCAGUCGGUGCCGCACUCCUAGAUCCCGAGCAUGGCAUCACAGAAACCACCAUAAACACCAUCUUCCGCCCACUGACAAUCCGCGGCAUAACUUUCUGCAACCGCAUCUUCGUCUCGCCCAUGUGCAUGUACAGCUGCGCAGGCGACGGCAUGAUGACCGACUUCCACGUAGUCCAUGCUGGCCAAUUCGCCUUACGCGGUGCAGCUUUAGUAACCUUGGAAGCAACAGCCGUGCUGCCAUCGGGCCUAAAUUCUGUCCAAGAUGCCGGCUUAUGGUCUGACGAGCACAUCGCACCUGUUAACCGCGUGGUAGACUUCAUACAUUCACAAUCGAAACAUGCAGCGAUCCAGCUUCAACACGCAGGCCGGAAAGCAAGUAUUUGUCCUCCAUGGCUUGGCCUCAGAACUGUACCAGAGAAAUAUGGAGGUUUUCCCGAUGGUGUUCUUGCGCCGACUGCGGAAUCUUGGAACGAUAAUUAUGCGAAACCAAAGGAAAUGACUGAAGAAGAAAUCUGGGGGGUUAUCGAAGCUUUUGGACAAGCUGCUCACCGAGCAGUUAAAGCUGGAUGCCGAAUCGUUGCAGUGCAUGGGGCUCAUGGUUAUUUGAUUCAUUCUUUCGCGAGUCCUGCGAGCAAUAAACGUACUGAUCAGUGGGGAGGCAGCUUCGAGAAUCGUAUUCGUUUCGCGGUGGAGGUUAUUCGGAGCAUCAGGCGUAAUGUGCCUCCCGAGACGCUUCUUUUCUGGAAGAUUUCAGCGGUAGACUGGCUACCUCUCGGCGAAGGCUGGGAGCUGAGCGAUACUCUCCGCUUCGCACCCAUUCUCGCAGCCGAAGGCAUCGAUAUGCUCGACGUCUCAAGCGGCGGUACCGAUCGAAGGCAAAAGGUGGAAAUGGGACCACAAUACCAAGUCAAAUUCGCUAAAGCAGUGAAAGAUUUGAAAAUUCCAGGUCUCUACAUUGGCGCUGUAGGUUGGAUUCGAGAUGGGGCCACCGUUGCUGAUAUCAUCGAAAAUGAAAAAGCAGACUUCUGCUCGGUCGCACGAGAGUUCUUACGAGACCCGAACUUCGUGCAACGUGUAGCAUUGGAGGUCGGUACAAAGAUCGCUUGGCCAGACCAGUAUCAUCGUGCCUCAAGUACAACUCCUGUCUCCUUGAGCGCAAUUGCAAUAUCUGACAUUUUCGUAGUGGCAGGAAGCUACGUCGAAUCAACAACGAGCAUAUCCACAGACGCCAAAGCCCACGUGCACAUUACCAAAGACAACACUUUGGAUAAUGCAAAAGCACCGUCUGCGCUGGAUUCUAAUGAGCCUAGAUCGAGCAGAUAGUAUAUCAGGCGC